Molecule: messenger RNA, 2520 nt
Organism: Orcinus orca (killer whale)
Lineage: Eukaryota; Metazoa; Chordata; Mammalia; Artiodactyla; Delphinidae
Gene: TCTE1
Product: t-complex-associated-testis-expressed 1
Exons: 4
Coding region: 319-1794 (491 amino acids)
Biological process (GO): flagellated sperm motility
Cellular component (GO): sperm flagellum
Molecular function (GO): protein binding
Source: RefSeq, a predicted model, not a curated record
CCAAUCAGCUUAUUGGUAAUUGUUAUCCUCAUUUCACAGAGGAAGCAUCUGAAACUCAGAAAGUUUCAGUAACUGGCCCAAAGCCGCCCAGCUAGUGGGAUUUGCACCUGGAUUUGCUCUAAUCCAGAGACUGACCCUUAACAACCACCCCUGCUACGUCUCUUGGUAAAAGCCCACCAAGACCGUCCAAAGUAACAACUCCAUCCCUUCCUCUUGCUCCAGGUUCCCGCCGGCAUCCAGGACCCGCCUGUCUGAGAAACUCCCUGUCACAAGGCCAUCACCAAGAGGCCACUUGUCCCUGUGUUGUCAGUCCCCAGCAUGGAGGAAACCCAGAUAACACCCCCACCGUCGGUCCCCAGCUGGUCCUCAACCUCCACCCAGGACCAGUCCUUCACUGCCGGCCAAGCUUCAAGCACAGGCCCACAGCCCUCAAAGUCCUCUGUCAUCCCACCCCCAGUGAAGUCCAAGGGCCCGAGUUCCGGGGCUGGGGUACGUCGGAUGCGCAGGAUCAUCGCUGAGGAUGCUGAGUGGUCAGUGGCCAUUGUGCCCCUCCUCACAGAACUCUGCAUUCAACACAUUGUCAAGAACUUCCAGAACAACCCUAUCCUGAAGCAGCUGCUCCCAGAGCAUCAGAAGAAGGUCCUGAACCAACUGUCCCCCGACCUGCCGCUGGCUGUGACCGCCAACCUGAUAGAGGAUGAGAACUACUGGCGCCGCUGCUGCACGCAACGCUGGCCCGUGUGCCACGUGGACGAGCACGGCGGCAGCUGGAAGCGCAUGUUCUUCGAGCUGCACCUGGAGAACCUGCUGAAGCACUUCAUCCCCGGCACCACGGACCCUGAGGUGAUCCUCAGCCUGCUGCCGCUCUGCAGGAACUACGUGCACACGAUCCGGGUGGAUCAGUUCCUUCCGCCCGUGCAGCUCCCGCCCCCACUUCGGGGCGGGGAUCAGUCCGACUCCAGCAGUGAAGGAGAGAUGGAGGAGGAGCCGGCCAUGGGCCACUACCAACUGGGCGACCUGGUGGCUGGCCUGAGCCACCUGGAGGAGCUGGACCUGGUGUACGGUGUCAAGGACUGUGGCAUGAACUUCGAGUGGAACCUCUUCCUCUUCACCUACCGCGACUGCCACUCCCUGGCAGCCACAGUCAAGGCAUGCCACACGCUCAAGAUCUUCAGGCUGACCCGAAGCAAGGUGGACGACGACAAGGCCCGCAUCCUCAUCUGCAGCCUCCUGGACCACGCGGCCCUAGAGGAGCUGGACCUGUCACACAACCUCAUCGGAGACCGGGGCGCGCGCGCCGCCGCCAAGCUGCUGGGCCACAGCCGCCUGCGCGUGCUCAACCUCGCCAACAACCAGGUGCGCGCGCCCGGCGCCCAGUCGUUGGCUCACGCCCUGGCGCACAACAGCAACCUCGUCUCCCUCAGCCUGCGCCUCAACUGCAUCGAGGAUGAGGGCGGCCAGGCGCUCGCCCACGCCCUGCAGACCAACAAGUGCCUCACCACACUGCACCUCGGGGGCAACGAGCUGUCCGAGCCCACUGCCACGCUCCUCUCCCAGGUGCUGUCCGUCAACACCACGCUCACUAGCAUCAACCUGUCCUGCAACCACAUCGGGCUGGAUGGCGGGAAGCAGCUUCUAGAAGGCAUGUCAGACAACAAGACCCUCCUGGAGUUUGAUUUGCGCCUGUCAGGUAUCGCCCAGGAGAGCGAGUAUCUCAUCGGCCAGGCCCUCUGUGCCAACCGUGAAGCAGCCCGCCAGCGGGCCCUGAGUUCCAGCCACGGCCAAGGGCCCUGAGAACCUGGCGGGAUAAGAUGGGGACAGGGCUGGGGCAGUGAGCAGACCUGGGUCACUGCCCUAGCCCCAUCCCUCAUUUCAUGCCCCUGCCAUGCCUGCUGCACAGUGUCACACUGGUCUGGAGGGAGUGGGGAGGGAGACCAAGAAUAUCUUUGGGAUGAGUGAUCAAGGGUUGUGCAGAUAAAGAUGUGAGGAGAGGAAGGGGCCUGGGAUAGGGGUAGGAAAUAGGACUUAGCCCUGGUACGCAUGGAGAGGAUAUUACCGGACUCACUGAAAUGACUGACUUCUCCCAAGAAUGGGGAAGGCAAAGCAGACUCUAAGGGACUGUGCCGGCCCAGACUCUCCCACAGGGGUCACCCAUCUCCCUGACCACCCUCCUCCCCACCAUUUUUCUCUCUACCAAACAGAUCCUUGACCUCUUGACCUUCAAACACACUCUCUCUCUCCACCCCCACCCACCCCCCGCCAGGCUACAGCAUAGCUUUGCCUGGCUCUUCCACCAUCACCCCUGCCGGUGCCACCUCCCCCUUGCUUAACUCCCGCUUAAGUCAUCCAGUUCUACAAGCCACGCCAUCCCUAAUCCAUUCCCUUCAACCUGGGAAGGGGGAAACAGAGGUGACAGGAGGGGCUCAGACCCAUCGGCCUCCCCAGAUUGCUGCUCACGGACGGGGAGAUGGCGAGAGAGGUGCGACACUGGGAAGGGAAGUCAGUGAGUCAUCUGCAACU